AUGGCGGUUCUCUUAUUAUAUGUAGAUGAUAUUUUAUUAACUGGUAGUUGUUCUACAAUGUUGGAUAAUUUGAUUCUAUGCCUGAAGAAAGCGUUUGCUAUGAAGGAAUUAGGUGAACUUGGAUAUUUUCUUGGUUUGGAGGAAGUUAAAAAUGCAGAUUCUAUUACUUUAAAUCAGAAGAAGUAUACUUUAGAACUGUUAGAUAAGGCUGGGAUGCUGGAUUCUAAGCCAUGUAAUACUCCAGUGGUAAAAGGCGUUAGAUUAUAUGUACAUGAUGGUACCAAAUUAGACAAUCCCAUUGAAUACAUGAUAAUAGUGAGGGCAUUACAGUAUUUGAAAGAUACUAUGCCUGAUAUAUGUUUUGGUGUGAAUUAUGUGUCCCAAUAUAUGCACUCACCAACAGAUAUGCACUUCCAGUUUGUAAAAAUCAAUUUAAUAUAUUUGAAAUAG
Messenger RNA from Papaver somniferum (opium poppy), 450 nucleotides. RefSeq lists its product as uncharacterized. The record is from RefSeq and is a predicted model, not a curated record. NCBI's taxonomy places the organism in Eukaryota, Viridiplantae, Streptophyta, Magnoliopsida, Ranunculales, Papaveraceae. The transcript has a single exon. Bases 1 to 450 code for a protein of 149 amino acids.